Linum trigynum is the source of this 2658-nucleotide messenger RNA. Lineage: Eukaryota; Viridiplantae; Streptophyta; Magnoliopsida; Malpighiales; Linaceae. The record is from the annotation of a GenBank genome assembly.
GAAAUAAUAUUGUUUCACAAGGGCACAGAUACUUGAUUUUGGUUCAUAAGGCCGAUUUUUGAUUCGUUGCAUCAUUCAUGUCUCUUUUCUGCUAAAAUUCACUAUUUUUAUCACGUGUUUCCUAAAAAAAAAUUAUACAACAAUAAGUGUUGGGUAUGGAUUAAUAUGCCUACACGACUAUAAACGGGCCCAAGCCCACCGCAAGGCGUCCUGGGCCCAAGCCCACUCAAGGAAGCCCAAACCCUAUAUAAGGAGGCCUAACUCUCCGAACUAAAGGAUCCUCUCUUCCCUUCCCACACUCUUACUCUUAGGUCUCUCUCUAAACUCUCUCUCUCUCUCUAUACUAUAAACCGCAUACUAUAUCGUACUAACUUGGGCGUCGGAGCGUAGAUCCCGGGGGCCGCCCCCCGCCUCACAGGUUCUUCCACUCCCGAGGAGAUCAGACGAGAGAGUCCAGAUCAGAGCCCCAUAACCGCCUAGUACAUUCUAGGCUCAAACAAUUUGGCGCCCACCGUGGGGCAUCGAUCUGGAACUCUAAUGUUUGGUUUCUGAAAGAGGGAAGGAAACAACUCCUCCACCAAUUACCAGCGCCAGCUACAACGGCCAAAACCGCCCAGAGCUGCCGGAGCAAAACAAAAAUAGAAGGAAAGGAGCUUUAUGUUGGAGAAAAGAGGGGUGAAUAAAGCAAGCAGAAGCUUGGGACAAAAUGGAAGAAAUCAUAUCAUCCCCACAAAGUUCAAGGGACGGAAACAACUAGUAGCUAGAUCUUCAUUAUUGCCAGGGGCUUUCUCUUCGUCUCGCCCCAAAGAGAAGAAAACAAAAUCGGCGGUCGCCACCACCACCACCGGCGGUACAACCGGUCACUCGGUGUCGCCAGUACAACUUGUCGCCAUCAACGAUCGUUGUCUCCUUGCUCAUACCUGCCAGCAUUGACAUCACCUCUGAUCAUCUCGGAUCUGCGAAAAUGGAAAGAGGAAAAAGAAGAGCUCAAGGAAGAAAAGCCUGUUUCAUCUCCGCCGUGCAGCGCGUCGUCUUCACCGGUCGUCGCCCAGCCACUCACCUCCGCCGGCAAAGCUCGAUGCAGCCGCCAGUUGCCGCGCCAUUGCUAGUCCUCGCCGUAGUCACCAGUAGCCGCCCAGCUGCUCGUUAACGCCAGCGCCGACGUUUUCUUCCCUCUGUGUUCAUCACCAUCACCAACCAGCCAGAAAACAACGAGGCAGCAAGCCAACAAUUCAGAUUCUGGUCACCGGGGUUGCAAGCACCACCGACGUUCGACGGAAAAAGAAGAGGUCUUGUCGUGGUCACCAUCAUGGUUUUUCCCAAUGACGCCGAAAGUAGAGAAAGUUCCUUUGCUCUUUGUCAGAAAAAGCAGACAGACACAGAUAUUGAGGAGAACAGUUAUCGAGGCAGAAUGGAUGGGAAACGCUCAAGAAGAAGGGACUCAGCGUCCAAAAAGGGUCAGCCGACAUUCUCCACGCUGAAUCACUACCCUAGCCCGCUAAGGAGGACCAAACCGCCAAGGCCCACAUCCUACAUGACAGACCGCCAACAAAGCUUCAGGAUGGGCCCGCCAAGUAACAACCGCGUCCCACCUCAAGUUUCUCAACGCUGGCCCAACUUCAACGCAGUGCCACCCCCACAAGUGGACCGCCCCGCUUUGCAACUAGCCAGAUCCGGCCCCCAGCACGACCCAGCCACAUCAUGACCACCACAGUGUCGGACCUGCUUCAUAUUUAGUUGCAUAAAGCGGUCCCUCCUCACGUCGAGUGGGCCGCCGCCAUUGGGCCAGGUCUGCUUCCAUUCAGCUUCGUCAGCCCUUAAGCAAAAACAACUUCCAAUGAGAUUCGAACUCGCACCACGCUUCAAACAAGGAAGAAUGCAAACCAUCGAGCUACACAACCGCUUGAUGCUACAAAAACGACUGCCCAAUAUUUAUAUCAAGCCAAGAUUCAACAUCUUCAAGUAAAGCCCAACGCCUUCUUCACGCGGACCGCUUUCGUCCAGCCCAUCGCCCGCCUACCACUAGACCAGUCCACGAACCGGCCCGCUCAAGCCCAAUGCGGCCCGCCUCUAGCCCAAAGAGCAUCUCCCACUUUGGCGGCCCAGACUCCAGCGGCCCGCGCCUCCUCUCUCCACAUCUGGACCGCUCAAAGAAAGACGAGACACGUUCAGCAAAAAAAGUAGAGAACUGCCUCUGCCAAGCUUCGAACCAAUGACCACAACCAAGAAAGUACAAGGCGCUCACCAGCAUACCAGGAUGAUUAAUCAUGAUUCAAUUCGGUACGCUAUGUAUUUAUCAUGAUGCAAGCCCAUCUCAGGCUGACCACCUUCCAAUCGACUCACUCUGCCUCCACCACAAACAUCUCCAACGAUUUGGGCCGCCUACCAUUAGCCUGCACGAACCGCCUCCCAUUUCAGUCCAGUCCACCGCGCAAGCCCAUCUCCAAUUGUGCAACGCGGGCCCGUCUCCAACUUGCGGCCCGCGUCUCGUCAUUGAAGCCCAAGUGAGCCGCAGACAGCCCAUCAGGACUAGCACGCUCCAUCUCCUUCAGUUGUGCAACGCGGGCCCGUCUCCAACUCCGGCCCGCGUCUCGUCAUUGAAGCCCAAGUGGACCGCAGACAGCCCAUCAGGACUCCAAUUAAAAAAGAAAUAGGAAC